CCUCCGGGCACCCAAAUGUCUUAGUUGCAAUAAGUUCUUCAGCAUGAAAACAAUUAUAUACAUGCUAUUUGCGUUUUCUUAUAUUCAGUGUGUUUUUCCCGAUUUGGCGAAGCUGCAAAGGAAAUCACACACCGAGGAAUUCGAGGGAGUACCCCCCUUAUUUAGAGCUAUGUCAUCUUCUCCAAACGAUGGCUACACAUACAAUUGGAGCGUGGUCUCAUUUUCGACGGAUGAUUACGACAGUUAUGAUCUAUCCGAGUCCCUCGUGAACUGCACUGUACUCUAUUUGGAUCAGUGCACAUCGUGGAACAAGUGCCGCCAAACAUGCUUAAAGACUGGGGCCACCAGUUACAGAUGGUUCCAUGAUGGUUGCUGCGAAUGUGUGGGCGAAUAUUGUGUAAACUACGGUGUAAAUGAGAGCAGGUGCCGCAUGUGUCCUGAGCCGAGUUCUGAUGACGAAGAUGAGGAUUAAAUUUAAAAACUGUCUCAAAUUGUUGGAAAAGAAAUAUACAAUUAUUGAAUUAAUUAUUUUCUUCAAAAUGUGAUUGUUGGAAAACGCAUCUUGCAUUCAUGCAGAACGAACAUAUCAAUGUCUAAUAAAUAUAUUUGAUCAAUUUCA
Molecule: messenger RNA, 619 nt
Organism: Drosophila miranda
Lineage: Eukaryota; Metazoa; Arthropoda; Insecta; Diptera; Drosophilidae
Product: protein twisted gastrulation
Exons: 1
Coding region: 44-472 (142 amino acids)
Biological process (GO): regulation of BMP signaling pathway
Source: RefSeq, a predicted model, not a curated record